AUGGCCAAUAAAAUUCUCGUCACCUACGUCGUUGCCGACGUCCUCUUCGUCAUCAUGGGUGCCAUCAUGCUUGCCUUCUCCAUCAUCGUCAAGAACAAGCUCUCUGCCAAUGCUCAACCCGCCGAUGGCACCGACGUUGUCAUCAACCUGCUGUACGCCAAGUUUCCCCUGACCGCCGGCAUCGCCAACGCCGUCUUAUACUUCGUCACCUUCCUCUUCACCAUCCCCGCUAUGGCCAUGCCCACCCGCGGCUGGCUCAAAAUCUCGGGCUACAUGGUGCUCGUCACAUCCCUCUUCAGCCUCAUCAUCGGCCUCGACCUCUGGAUUCUUACAUUGAGUCUCAAGGAGCAGUUCGGCACCCUCUGGAUCGCCCAGAACUCUCAGACGCAGGAUCUCAUGCAGACUGCUUUUGCCUGCUGCGGCUAUUUAAACAGCACCUCGCCCGCCUUUGUCACCGACAGCACUUGCACCAGUCCUGCGGCUGCCGCCCUCGUCCGUGGCUGCGCAGGGCCUAUCAGCAGCUUCUCCAACGUCUUUGUCGACGAUAUCUUCACGGGCGUCUUUGGCAUGUCUGGCGUGGGUGGCCUGCUGAUCCUGGCCACGAGCUGCCUGCUCAAGGACCGCAAGGAGCGUGAGCGCUUCCGGUACAUUGACGAGAAGAUGGGCGCUACGCGGAGAUUCUAA
Sporothrix brasiliensis 5110 is the source of this 684-nucleotide messenger RNA. RefSeq lists its product as uncharacterized. The transcript has a single exon. Bases 1 to 684 code for a protein of 227 amino acids. Gene Ontology annotation, cellular component: membrane. The record is from RefSeq and is a predicted model, not a curated record. NCBI's taxonomy places the organism in Eukaryota, Fungi, Ascomycota, Sordariomycetes, Ophiostomatales, Ophiostomataceae.